GCAGGCUGAGCGUACUUCACUGCAGUGCCCUACAGAAGGAGCAGCACUGCUUCAUCCUGCUCUCUCUGUCAGACUACUGCUGCUGCUCACUCGGCUGUAGAGCGCAGACACACACACACGCACACACACACACACACACACACAUACACACACACACACAUUCAGACAUUCAUACACUCUGGUCUUCCUGGGAUAGACACCAGCUACUCUCAUCCUCUCUCUGCAUGACUGUCACAAAGAUGUCAUGGCGCCCGACCUACCGAAGCUCCAAGUUUCGAAACGUCUAUGGCAAAGUUGCCAACAGGGAGCACUGCUUCGAAGGCAUCCCCAUCACCAAGAACGUCCAUGACAACCACUUCUGUGCCGUCAACAGCAAGUUCCUGGCCAUAGUGACCGAGAGCUCCGGAGGAGGGGCCUUCAUCAUUAUCCCAGUCACUCAGUCCGGCCGUAUCGACCCUCACCACCCAAAGGUCUGCGGUCACCAAGGCAACGUGCUGGAUAUCAAGUGGAACCCUUUCCACGAGAACAUCAUUGCUUCCUGCUCAGAAGACUCUUCUGUGCGGAUAUGGGAGAUUCCAGAUGGUGGCCUGAGGAGAAACAUGACUGAAGCCAUAUUGGAGCUGUAUGGUCACAGUAGACGAGUGGGUCUUAUAGAAUGGCACCCGACCAGCAGCGGCAUCCUGUUUAGCGCGGGAUAUGACUACAAGAUCCUGAUCUGGAACCUGGAGAUUGGUGAGCCGGUGAAGAUGAUCGACUGCCACACUGAUGUGAUCCUCUGCAUGUCCUUCAACACUGAUGGAAGCCUGUUGGCCACCAGCUGCAAGGACAAGAAGCUGCGGGUCAUCGAACCUCGUUCAGGUCUGGUGCUACAGGUGUGUGUGUUCUCUGAGCAGGAGGCAAGCUGCAAGAACCACAAAGUAAACCGUGUUGUGUUCCUGGGCAACAUAAAACGGCUCCUAACAACAGGGGUGUCCCGCUGGAACACACGACAGAUUGCACUCUGGGAUCAGGAGGAUCUGUCCAUGCCAAUAAUAGAGGAGGAGAUAGAUGGCCUCUCUGGGUUGCUCUUCCCUUUCUAUGAUGCAGACACACACAUGCUGUAUCUGGCAGGCAAGGGUGACGGUAACAUCCGCUACUAUGAAGUGACUACAGAGAAGCCUUACCUGCAGUACCUCAUGGAGUUUAGGUCUCCUGCACCUCAGAAAGGACUCGGUAUAAUGCCUAAACAUGGCUUGGAUGUGGCAUCUUGCGAAGUCUUUAGGUUCUAUAAGCUGGUGACACUGAAGGGGUUGAUCGAGCCCAUCUCCAUGAUCGUGCCUAGAAGGUCAGAGACGUAUCAGGAGGACAUCUACCCCAUGACUCCAGGAACAGAACCCGCUCUCUCUGCUGAUGAGUGGCUCAGUGGUAUUAAUCGAGGGCCAGUGUUAAUGUCUCUUAAGGAGGGCUACAGCAGACCCAGUAAGCUGGUGUUCAAGGCCCCAGUAAAGGAGAAGAAGAGUGUGGUGGUGAACGGGAUUGACCUGCUGGAAAAUGUGCCUCCCCGCACUGAGAAUGAGCUCUUGCGGAUGUUCUUCAGGCAGCAGGAUGAAUUGCGGCGGCUGAAAGACGAGCUAGCGCAGAAGGACAUUAAAAUACGACAACUGGAACUGGAGCUGAACAACCUGAGAAACAGUCCGAACAUCAACAACAGCAACAACAAUAACAAUAGUAGUGACAGCAGCAUGUGACCAGGGUCAAGUCCCUUGUAAAUUAACUCCCAGUACUGCUGAACAACUUCCUGGAUACCCCCUCUCUCUCUCUCUUAUAUCCCACACGACCAAGCGUUUGUCCCCACCAAGCAGUGUCUCACUCUGAUCCUAACUGUUGAUGCCUUUAAUGCUGUCAGACUCUACUGGGGUGUAAGUCGACCCCUUUAUCACUAAAACCUCUCACACCUUAUGGCCUGUGUUCACUGCUGCUUUCCCAGCAGUCUCGGUAUACCUAAGGCUCACAUUCACAAACAAACACAAAGAUUUGCAGAGGAAAAGUAGUUCAAAGGGACAAAACAUUCUUCAUGAUUUCUUUCCUGCUAUUUAACUCUAUUAAUUGUAUUUUACUCAUUUUUACACAUUCUCUCUCUCUCUCUCUCUCUCUCUCUCUCUCUCUCUUUCUUUCUUUCUCUUUCACUUUUAUCCACGUUUCUCCUCUGUUGUGAAUAUGUGAGCAGCCAGAUUUGCAGUAUUGGAUUGGAAUGGCUUUGAAAGUUUAUUUCCAUACAAGCCAUUAACUGUAUUAUUGUUUUUUUUUUUGUGUGUGUGUGUUUGUUUUCUUUAUAAUUGUAAUUAUUUAUUUUGUUAUAUAUACGUUUUCCCCAAUUAUUGCAUUGUUUUUGAAUAUUUCAGCUCAUCUCAUCUUUAACCAUGGAUGUAGAGACAGAGAUCAUUAGCUGGUCAACCAAAUAUGUCUUCUAGAAGUCAUUUUACUUGUCUUUUUUUUUUUUUUGUCUUAAAAUUUUAAAGAUUCAAUAAGUAUCAUUUAAUUGGGAAGGGAUUUUGAAUGAACGAUGCAGUUUGUAAUGUUUAAAUGAAUCGUAUCUCUGCAAUACAAUUGGACUUUUCUUCAUUUUAGACCUGUUCUUUAUUUUUUUUCUGGCCCAGAAUUAGGCUCCACCCCCAAACAGAACAGAGUUCCCCAGCUCUGCAACUUUCCCUAAGAAUUCAUUUAACCAUAGCUCACAACUGGUGCUGUGGUAAACUAUUAAUCACAUCUCACUUUGCAGGCUGCAGAGGGACUUAAAAAUUACAAACUGCUCCUUUAAUAUCCAAAGAGUGUAUUCGCUGAGAUAACCUCUCUUCUAUAGUGUCCAUGCUGCCAUUCUGAGGUUGCAACAAGCUUUUAAUCACAUUCUAGUGAAACACAAAACUGUACUUAUUGUAUCUUUACCCUAAUUAGAUUGCUCAGAGGAUCGGAUUUGAUCAACACAACACAAUACCAUCUAAUACCUAACACCAUACACAGCUAGAAUUCAAUCUAAUGUCAAAGUACUGGCACUAAUAUACCCAUCAGAAGUGUGUUCAUGUUCUGCUGCAAGUUUAAACUGUAAACGUUCAAGGGGAACUUUAUCUUUUUUUUUUAUCUAGAAAUGCGCAUCUAAUUUACCUUCAAAGCUAAAAGCUAAACAGUAAUUACGGCCCAAAUUAUCGACCUUAAAGAUCGACUAUAUCCACAUUUUCAGAUAAAGCACAGCUUACAGGUUUUUAAUGAAUAAAAGAUGUACCCUUGAAGGUUUCACUCCAGCAACAAGGAAAGACACCGUUUAGUACAAGAGUGUAAAGGAACGGAUCGAUGAUAGAGACGCAUGUAUUUAGGCGCUGUUUGAUGUGAAGAAAUGAGAAAAUAGUGAGUGAUUAGUAGGUAAGAAUGGCUAAAAUCUUAUAGUACAGGCAACGGUAUGUGAAAGUAAAUGUGUAACUUGUAGGGCAUUCAGCAUACCAGCUGGAGGUGUUCAUUGUGUGUAGAUGGUUAAUGUUUGUACUUUCUAACCAAUCUGUUUUAUUUUGAAAGGCUGAAGGACCCUGACCCUCUCAUAAUUGAACAAUUAACAUAAAUCACCCAGGAACAUAAGCAGUAUACCUAUAUACCCCUUUAUAUUAUCGUCAGAAUAGAUUUGGAGUUACACUGUUAUAGGAGGAGAGCAGACUGAUCCUAGAUUCACGUCAGCCUCUCCUUUGUCUCACUGAUAAAAAUACGAACAUAUUUUCUGAUCAUCAUGCCGCAUCAUCCGUGAUUUGUGUAUGUGUGAUUGAAAUGAGGCCUUAUUUCAUUCCGAAUCAGAUCCACACCCGCAGCUUUUAAACCCCUGGAGUGCUCCUAGACAGAAAGCAGGCUGAUGUUUGACUACAAACCAUGUAGGAAAGAUUUUUGCUGAAACUAUCGUCUCAUAAAAAUAAUCUCACCUCCUUUAAACUUGUGGCUUAUUCCUGCUUCAUGCAUAGUAAACAGGAGAGCAUGAAAACAUUUUCAUCCUGUCGAGUCUCAAGUCGCCCUUCUCCAAACACACCUGAUCCAGUGGGCCACCUCUUGAGAAAUGCAGUGCUGAACAACCCCAGAGGCAUGUAUUAUUAUUGUUUAUACCAACGUCCUGUUGAACUCGAAAUUGGAUAGGUCAGAAAGUAUGGGGUCAUUUUCUGGAACAGCAGCUGUAACAGCUGCAAAUCAUCAGUUUAUAUUAAUGUGCACACUAUGGUUUCUAUAGUAACAGCUAAAUGAAUGGAGACGUCAUAAUGCUCCAUAUAAUCUAAGCCAAAUAAUAAGGUUAAAAUCUAGAAUUUAACAAAAAUGAAUGUACAAUCCUUAAUAAGGUGAAGCUGUCUAUAAUAGGUUUAUCGAUGAAAGGAGUCUCCAAAGGCACUACCUUUUCUGCCGGUCUUCAGGAUUGAAAACCUGACAAUUUUUCCUGUCUCAUUAAUGUCACACGAACAAUAAAACAAAAUUAGCAAUAACAGAAGUGAGUGAAAUGUUUAUAUCUGCUAAAACAUAAGCGAUAGUAUGGCUUGUUUUGGGGAUGUUCCACCACAUUAAACAUAUAAAAUAAUAGAUGAAUAGUACCCCAUCAUUAAUAGUAACUGUUCUUUUGGUACAAACUUUAGCACAUGCUGUUAUUGGAAAAUAAUCAGCCUGGCGUUCGCCAUUGUUUUAUUCUUUACGUAACUGCCAUAGUAAUUUUACACAAAAGGCAGUUGAAGAUAACCAUUAAGUGUGUUGCUUAAUUAAUAGCAUUUCUAUUUGUUUCGAAUGAAAUGUGUAGUAUCCCUUUCAAGAGGGGGGUAUUUCAUACAAUAACACAGCCUUACUAAUCGUUAUAGUGAAUGGUUUUAGUUGUCACCAGUUUAAAAGAGUGUUUAUUAUGUUGCUGGAUGAAAAUUUCUCAUGUGUAACACCUCUUGGGGCCCCAUCUGCUCAGGGCCCUUGAAGUCAUCCAUGUGCAGUACCCAUUUUCUCCACUAGGUGACAUCAGCACGAGCCAGGCCAAUGUCGGACAGAGUCCGUCUGUCCCACGCCGCAGACAAAAUAACACCGGGGGGGGGGGACCUUGCCCUUCUGUGAUCUUUGACAUUUUAUCAUGCGAAUUGUCUAAAAAACCUCACAUUUAACUGCUUUAAAAAUAGAAAUGUCAUCGUGGAAUGAUCACCGUGACUUAACCUGAAUCGAUCCCCACCCCACCCUUUCAGAAACAAAUCCAAUUCAUCAACAAGAAGGCUGACUUCUUUCUCAAUCGUGUCUAAUUUUCUUCUCCAUUUUAAUAAUAAAAACAAAACAAAACCAAAAAAAAAAAGGGUAGAAUUUAGAGCCACCAAAUACACGUCAGAAUGCCUUUGCCUUAAAUAAAUUUCAGUAUCAUCUCGGAAUAUUUACAAAAUAUCCAGACUGAGGAAACAAAAUGAGAAAACAGCUCAGAAUUCCUUCGCUUUUAAAUAACCCCCAAAAAAGUAUCUCUGAAUAUUUACACAAAUAUCCAGACAAAAAGAACACACACACACACACACACACACA
Messenger RNA from Hemibagrus wyckioides, 5532 nucleotides. RefSeq names its product coronin, actin binding protein, 2Ba (gene coro2ba). Lineage: Eukaryota; Metazoa; Chordata; Actinopteri; Siluriformes; Bagridae. Gene Ontology annotation, molecular function: actin filament binding. The record is from RefSeq and is a predicted model, not a curated record. The coding region runs from base 225 to 1727 and encodes 500 amino acids. The transcript has 12 exons. Gene Ontology annotation, biological process: actin filament organization.